This is a messenger RNA of Dromaius novaehollandiae (emu), 5038 nucleotides long. RefSeq lists its product as uncharacterized. The transcript has 6 exons. Bases 2465 to 3649 code for a protein of 394 amino acids. NCBI's taxonomy places the organism in Eukaryota, Metazoa, Chordata, Aves, Casuariiformes, Dromaiidae. The record is from RefSeq and is a predicted model, not a curated record.
GGACCUGCAGCUGUGGCUGGUGUAGAAGACAAUAAGCAGGGAGGUGAAGGCAAGCCAUGCUCUGGAGCAAAUCUGCCCGUCUGUAACAUCUGGGUUUUGAAACAGGAGACUUUUAAUGCCCAUGCAAAGUACACAGGACCUGCGCUUGUUUUGGAAAGCCCCAUGCAAAGCAGCUGUUAUGGAGCUGCCCUGUUCUGGAAACACCAAAGGCUGAGUCAGCCCCGAGGACAUUGUUCAGAGCCUUUUUGUAGGAGGUGAAACCUUUCUUUUUUCCCUGAUGUGCACAGAAAUGAAAAGAUGUAAAAGCCUCUGGAAAAGGAGUAAGAAUACUGGCAUGUGAACACAGCUCACAUGAUUGCAGUGCUGCGAAUUUGCCUCGGUUGAAGCGCUCUUCUCCCUGCCCCCCUGCAAAGCCACAGCUUGAAUUGGCUUCUGCUGAGCAGCACAUGUAACCUUCAGAGGAACCACGUCACCCCCAAUCCGGGCCGGAAAACUAAGGGAAAUUGUGGCUCUGAGAAACUCCCUGAAACUUUUCCUCUAAUUGGAUUGAUUUUUUUUGGCAGGGGGUGCAAAAAUUAUUAGAGACUAACAAGCAUCUGGCAGGGUGGGUGAGUGUAAAGGUCUCUUCUCCAUGAAUGUGUAACUUGGGCAGCUGCGUUGCAUAAGCUGCAUGUAUGGUGCAGGCUGCAGCUCCAUCCGUAAAAACCCCUCUGGAGAGGGAGAAAGAGGAAAAGGUGGUGGACUCAGCUUUGGAAAUGGGUCGCAUGUUCGAUACAGGAAAACUGCAAGUUUGCAGCAGGACCUGGAUGAACAAAGGCUGAAAUAGAGGUGGAGCCAGACCUGUUGGAGAGACCGCUGUGUUGUGAUCUUGCAGGACAUUGCUGGGCUACUUUGCUGUCUGGAGGGGGAACCUGCUGCUUUCACUAGAAGCCCUUUUCUCCUGUCCUACAGGGUCCUGAGGCACUGCUGUGCACUUUGGAGUCUGGAUGGGGGGUGUGAGGAGGCUGGAUAAAGGCUGCAGGAGCGGAUCGUGACUCUCCCAGCAUCACUCCAAUAGGGAGAAGUCCCUGCUGUGAACUGGAGCCUGCAGUUGCAGGCAUGGUACAGCACAGUCUACAGUCUCAAAAGGCAGGCUCUAAAGCACUGACCGUUUCCAAGGAGGAGCCUGCAAAGCUGGAGUCCCCGAUUCUGCUAACUGCAACGUUACAGGCCACCAAAGAGACGUGAAGCUCUGGGGAGGACCUGCUCGCUUCCAGGGACCUGCCAGCCUUGCACGAGGAACUUCUGCUGUUUCCCGGGACUGGCACCGAGCUCCCCAAGCUCCUGAGCAGAGCCUGCUGCUGCUCCGGAUCCUAGUGUGCCACUUGGCCAGAGCAGGACACAUCUGCAUUGGGCAUGAACACAAACAACCACAGAAAUAGGAAUUAGAGGUGGCCCAGGCACACAGCAGGACUUGCAUUGCUCUGAGUUUUGAAACAAGAGGAGGCAACUGCUUUUUGUGUAUUACCUAAGCCACCAUUGGAAAUAGUAGCCAGAAAAUCAGCACUUAAUGAGUUAGCCAUCCCGGUCCUUUGCAUACACAUGAUAUUGUUUUCCUUAUCACAGCAAAAGGGGGAACGCUCACUGUUCACCUCUGAGAUAGUGACAGACUUUACCUGAAACGAUGAGGCCUGGCUGCCUUGGCCAAUUGCAUUUCCAAAUGUUGUGUAGCCACUCAAGGACUUUCUAACAACAGCAACUUCUAGGUGGCUCAGAAAUGUUUUCUGAGUGGAUUUGGAGUAAGUUUUCCUUCCUCUAGCAACCUAUCUACUGUUUUUCAGAGGGGAAGCAAACCCCAGCCAUCUGAUGCCUUCUCCCGGCUCUGGCCCAGCUCUCCUUCUCUCUCCAUCACUGGUAUGCUGAUGGCAGCAGGGAACUGAUGUCUGGUUUGGGACGUCAGGUAGAGCAGAGCUUGUUCCUGCCCUCUGUGCCCUUGCUGGACCAGGGGUCUCGGCCCGACCUUCUGUUCUGAAGCGCGUGCCCUCAUGAAGUUCCUGCUUGAGUGAGGGAUGUGUUUCCUGGCCAUCCCAAUUGCUUCCAAUCCCAGCUGAAAGCCCUGCCUCCUUCCAUCUCUUCGACUUGGGAACCCGGUGUCUAGCAAAGCAUCGUCACUGCUCAGAGCUUGGGGUGGUCCUGUGUGGAGCCACAGCCACUGCAGGCAGCCGGUGACAAAAAACUAGCGGAGUGGUAGCGCAGCUUGCGAGGCUUGGCGUUGCCCUCGGGGCGUAGCCAUCCCCUGCAGCAGCUCUGCUCUUCGCCACCGGCCAAGUGGCCUCUGCUGCUGCUUCGAGGCUUGCUGACAGGGGCUGCGCGGGGGACGCGCGCCCCGGCUAGCGGCACUGCCCGGCCGGCAGCGAUGUAGCUGCCGCCUGCGGGACGGAAGGGCGGCGGGAAGGUGCCAGGCUGCACCAGCGCCCGGGGAGCAAUGGGCCGCCUGGAUGACCACGCCAAGAAGAGGAUCGUGGAGCUGCGCAAAGCCGGGCUGAGCUUUCGCAAGAUCAAGAAAGUCCUAGAGCUGGACAACAUCCGGGUGACCCCGCAGGCGGUGUACCUCUUCCUCAAGCGGAAGAACGUGGAGCCCGGCCGGCCGGCGGGAGCCGUGCUGCCCCAGCCGGCGGGCGACGGGGCGCAGCGCAAGGCAGGGGCCGGCCAGGCGGGCUGGGAGGACGAGCAGCUCUGGACCAUGCUCCAGGAAAAUGAGCCCGAGCAGGACGAGCAGGAAGCGGCGGGUCCCAAGGCCCCCGUGCUGCCCGGCGGAGGUGCCGCGGGCAGCGAGGGGCCCUGCCUCAGCGACAGCCGAGACAGCAAGGACGGCAUCAAGAUCGUCAGCGUGACCUCGCUCUGCAAGGAUGGCGGGCAGUUUGGGAAGCCUGUGCCCAUGGGACUGUCUUCAGGGACCCAAGUGGCCCCCGGGAACAGUGACGACUGCUCCGUGAACCGAUCGAGCGCUCCGGGGAGCUGCCCAGCUCUCCUGCCCCCAGCGGUCCCCCAGCAGCCACUGCCCAACCGAGGGAGGCUCUUCGUGCCCCCCGCCAGGAACCCAGCCCUGAUCGUAAAGAAGAAGAUUGUGGAUAGGGCUAUUCUCCUCCAGAAAAAGGUCAACAUUCAGAAUGGGCAGAGUCUGUCUGGCUCCACGACUGUCCUGCCUUUCCUGGUGGGAGUGCAGCCGGCCGGCCAGCCCCUGCAGCCAAGCCCAGCUGUCCUGACCACUGCAGUGAGCCACUGUGCAAAUGUCAAAGAUGCCAGCACUCAAACUGUCCUGCUGAACGUUGCGGGUCCUGGAAACCAGAACCUUGCAUGGGGGGGACCAAUGCUUCCCCCUGCUCCCAGCCCACACGCUGUUGCCGAAAAGCUGGAUGCUGUACACACAGAGAUCCAGAAACUGAGUCAGGCGAUGCACGCGGUCCUGGAGAGGCAAUGCCGCCUGGAGCGCCAGCAGGAGCACCAGCAGCGGCUGCAGCAGGAGAUGCUGAUGACGCUGCAGCAGCUCAGCUCCACAGUGAGCCACGGGACUGUGCCAGGAAACCAGCCCUGCGUCCCCUUCAGCGGCAUGGCCGAGCCCUCGCCCGCUGUGCCAAACUUCAGCCAGUUCAAGAUGGAACUCAUCUGACCUUGCGUGAUGCCGAAGUGCAGGACUGAAGCGAGAGCAGGGAGGGAUGCCACUGUGGAAGGAUAAAAGUCAUGAAGAAGAGCAGGCUCUAAUGCUUCAGAAGCUGUAUCAGCUGCCUCAGGAUUAUGUCUGGCAUCCGGCAGAGGAAGGUCACUGCUGCAUCGCGUCUCACUCUGCUUCAGCCUUGUCGACUAAGAGGAGCUGCCUGGCAUAAGAGACAGGGCAAUAGAAAGCUGAAGCCUCACUUCUCCCACGCUGCCCAUGCUGGCUGGUACUGGAGUUGGCCAGUUGCCGAUGGACUUCAGCAGCUCAGACAGGCCGGCUACAAGUAGAGGUCAACUAGGAGGGACGCAGCAGGGAGACAGGUCCCCAGGAACAACAUGAGACUUGCUCUCAUGGGAGUUGGUAUUGUGACAGUCAAUCACACGAAUGCUUUGUACCCUCCCCCUGCAGAGCCUUGUUCAGUAAAAAUCUACAUAUGCUGUGGUUCAGAAAAGUGUGGGAUCUCUUCCUCCAUUUUACCUACACAUCCCUCCAGCAGCAACCAGGCUGGAUAGAUUUGAGGCUGCUCUAGCUGCUACCAUGCACAGAGCUGCUCAGGGUGGUCAAGCCUAUGAAGUGAGACCACCACUCUGUACACUGAGGACAUUCCUGGAGGCAUGGCAUCGGCCACCACACAGUUAGGGCUAAACCUCUCUUGUGUAGGAAACAGAUUCUUCAGCCAAGCAGCUCCCAGCCAGGUCACCCUCCCUGCCCCCAAAUUCCCAGCAAAUCUGGAGUCUGGCACGAGCCUUUGCUCCUGUUCAGUGUCCGGCCAGAGCACAGGCUGCGGUCGGAGUCUCACAGGACUGAGUGUUUAAAGGGAUAUGAACUGAGUUGUAUGCUGACAGAAGUCAUGUAUUUGUCUCUCCUCAAACCUUUUCUUCUGUAACUGGCCAGGAUGUCCUCUUGGCUUUGAUUCCCAGCAGUAAGACCUCUCACCUGUAGCGGGCUGCCGAUGGUACAGGGCUGCCCAGGCUGCUCGAGAGAGAUUUCAGGGGUAUGAUGCUGAGAACCCCUUCCUGCACGGAUAAGAAGGGCUCGAGGGGAGCUGAUGCAUCUUCACUGCAGCAGUAGAGUUCAGAGUGACUAGUAACUGGACUUGCCUUCCAGGGGAAAGGACUGCCAGGUGAGGGGACCUCUGUUCAAUGUCCUGCAGCAAAUCUCAAGAAGAGAUGAAUACAACCUUCCUCUGCAUCAGUCAAGAACGCUUCUUUCCUUCUGGUCACCUCCGUGAGCAUAAACUUUGCCUAGAAGAAGCCCCCAGUCUUUUUCUUUGGACUCCUUUAGUUGGAGGCCAAAAUUUAGAAGUGUAAAAAUAAUUCAAGCAUUAAAAAAAAUAUAUAUGUG